Symbiodinium sp. CCMP2456 is the source of this 1941-nucleotide messenger RNA. The record is from the annotation of a GenBank genome assembly. Lineage: Eukaryota; Dinophyceae; Suessiales; Symbiodiniaceae.
AUGGACCGCCCGGAAGUGGCAGUUCCAAGCCCGCGACGAGCAGGUCGGCUUUGUCGGGACCGAAUUCAGGAGAUCAGGCUGUUGGGUCGACAUCGUCAAUGGCAGGAGGUGUUGCGAUUGCUGCGAGACACCAAGGGGCCAGCGCUUGGGCCCAAAGUUCUCAGCGCCGCCAUCUCCGCACUUCGCCUGGCCUCGCAAUGGCUCAGUGCCCUCACACUCCUCCACGAAGCUUGGAGGCGGCGCGAGUCUCUCGAUGUCGUGGUCGUCUCGUCUGCCCUUUCCGCAGCCGAGCGCGGCGGAGCCUGGCAGGUGGCGCUUUCCCUGCUGGAGACUAUGGAGGACUGGAGAAUACGCCCUGAUGUCAUCGUCUGCAAUGCAGCCAUGACUGCUUGCGGCGCAAGCAGCUGGAAUUUGGUACUACAGCUUCUCGACUCCUUCCCAUCGAGGAGGCUGACACCUGAUGUGAUCUCUUUCUCCACGGCCGCCAGCGCCUGCCGCGCGCAGUGGCAGGAGGUGCUGAGUUGCCUACAUCGUGCACUGGAGCAGUCAUUGGCUCCCGACGCGGCUCUUUGGAGUGCCGUGGUUUCUUCGUGCGGUGAUGCGGGCGAGUGGCAGAGGGCCUUGGUGCUCCUCACGACUGCGCAGCACGUCGACGCUGGUCUCUAUGCGGCUGCAAUUGGCGCCUGCCAGAUCGGAGCUCAGUGGCAGCUCGCGCUGCACUUCUUGGGAGAAAUGCGGCUGGCAGGUGUUUGUGACGAGCCGGGCCUGAGGACGCGGACCAAAGAUGUCCAAGUCAGUGACCGGCUGGUGGCUUUCGGUGCGGCAAUGAGUGCUGCGGAACGGCGCAACUGGUUGUGGGCACUGCGCCUGGCUGAAAACCUGGGUCAGGAGGGCCUACGUCACAACAUCAUCACGCGGAGCGUAGCAGUCAGUGCCUGGGGCCGCGGGUAUCGCUGGCAGCAGGCUCAGGCCUUGCUGCAUAGCAUCGACCGCGAGUCGGUGCAGGCCAAUGUUUUCACCUUCACUGCCACCAGCUCAGCAGCCGAAAAGGCGCAGCGGUGGCGGACGGCUGCAGAGCUGCUGUGUGUUAUGGGCUGCCAGAGUGUCCAGCCCAACGUGCAGGCGUUCAGCGCCCUUUGCAGCGCCUGGGCCGAAAAUGGAUCCUGGUGCCAAGCCGCGGCGCUCGUGCAGGUGAUGCAGACAGCAGGGCCGCUGCCGAACCAAUUCACAUUCAACGGCCUGGCACGCGCAUGCCAACGGGGCGACAGCUGGACCCAUGCGCUACGGCUUUUCGCCAUGCUGGACGAGGGAAGAGGACUUCAGCCAGAUCUCCUGACCUUGGAUGCGACCAUCAAGGUCUUCGAGACUGGAGGUCAAUUGCGGCUCCUCCCACCUCUUGCCCAUUCACUUCAGUUUGUGAGAACGGCAGACGGCAAUCAGGAAGCUUUGGUUCUCGAGCUCUUGGGCCACGCUCUCUUGGCAUCGCAGGCGGCAGCCUUUGCCCGGCGUCGUGUAAAGCCCGCACUGCGCAGGCUACAAGGUUGGCUGCAGCCCAGCGACCAAGAUUCUGUCCUCGCCGCGCAGUUCAGCCUUGGAGAACUGCACACGGCUCACGUGUUGAGGAGAACUUCCCUGUCGUUCCGAUCUGCCUCGUCACGUGCUUGGCUGCCAAGCGCCCGUCGUGCUGCGCGAGCCAGUGGCAGAAGCUCCCCCUCUGAGCCCAUGGCCAAGGAACUGCCGGCAUCCAUGGCGAUACGCUCCGGGAAACAAGCCGUGCGAUGCCGUCCCUUUGGCCACGGUGGGAGCAGGCGCUACGAAGACAUGAAGCUGCUGAUGCAAGUCUACGUAGAGCACGAUCGCCUCUGGCAUUCUGAACGACAUGCUUUGCUGUCGCUGCUGAGCCAGCUCCUGACAAGGACAGCUCAUCUCCCCAGCACCUGA